Theileria annulata is the source of this 957-nucleotide messenger RNA. Its product is annotated as GTPase-activating protein, putative. Gene Ontology annotation, molecular function: GTPase activator activity. The record is from RefSeq and is a predicted model, not a curated record. NCBI's taxonomy places the organism in Eukaryota, Apicomplexa, Aconoidasida, Piroplasmida, Theileriidae. The transcript has 5 exons. Bases 1 to 957 code for a protein of 318 amino acids.
AUGUCUAGUACUGAUUUCAUAUCAAAGGUCUGUUCAAUUGAUGGGAAUAAUUUCUGCGCCGACUGCGGAAGCAGAGCCCCUAGAUGGGCAAGCGUAAAUUUAGGCGUGCUCCUUUGUAUUAACUGCUCUGGAAUUCAUAGAACUCUUGGUGUACAUUUAUCACAAGUCAAAUCAUUAACCUUAGAUAACUUAAAACCGGACUGGAUAAAAUCAUUGCUGAGUAUCGGAAAUAAUGUUGCAAAUACUUAUUACCUCUACAAGUUACCUUCUGAUGUGUCAAGGUACUACGCUUCAGCCUCCCCUAGGUUAGUGGAUAUACAAUUAAUUUUGUUCAGUGAUAUGGAGAUUUGGAUUAGAAAUAAGUAUGAAAAGAAGGUUUACGCAAUGGAUGGUCUAGAUGAACCAUUCUUAUUACUUUCCAAAGGGUACAACCCACGAGAAUCGGUAUUAAAUAGAACACUACCAGAUAGCCAGCCAGUUUCUCAAUAUAAACAUCACCAUAGUCCAAAACACCAACCGGUUUCUGAUUUACUGAGUCUGGGUGAAACCUUUGGAGUCCGAUCGAACUAUAACGAAGGAGUAAAAACAAACGUGAAGGAUGGAAUGAAGCCGUCCUUUGCCGAUGAUUUUAACCCCUUUUCAAUAGACAACACUCAGAGAACAAAUGAUAUUUUCUGGCCUAAUGAUAACCAAUCACGUCGAUCAUACAAAGAUGAGUCCAGAGAUACACUUGGAGUCCCAGAUGUACCUGAGCCUGAGGACUCUGAUAAGAUACGUGACGCUAAAAUCGAAGCAGCCAAAAACUCUAUUGCCAAACUAUUCCAAAACCCAACCCAGAUCGGCUUUAGAAACAGCUCCUACAACUCCGUAAAACCUAAUUGUGUAUCUGGAGAUGGAUUGGAUUUCGAUAAUACUAACCUUAAGGACAAUUUGGAAAGCUUAAACAGAAAUUUAUAA